AUAAAAAAUGGAUAAGGACAUUGAUGUUGAUAAGGUGAUUUGUAUUUGCAUAAUAGAUCAUUGAGAAAUUGUUAGAAACUAAAGGGGCUCGUAAUGGAAAACCAGUGAAUCUAACAGAGAGUGAAAUAAGAUCAUUGUGUAUAAAAAGUAGAGAGAUUUUCUUAACUUAACCAAUGUUGUUGGAAUUGGAAGCUCCUAUAAAAAUAUGUGGUAAUAUACUAUAAAUAUAAUAAGGUGAUAUACAUGGACAAUAUACAGAUUUGUUAAGAUUAUUUGAAUAUGGAGGAUAUCCCCCAGAAGCUAAUUAUUUAUUUCUUGGAGAUUAUGUUGAUAGAGGAAGGUAAUCGUUAGAAACUAUCUGUUUAUUACUUGCUUAUAAGAUUAAAUAUCCUGAGAAUUUCUUUCUUCUUAGAGGAAAUCAUGAAUGUUCACAAAUCAAUCGGAUUUAUGGAUUCUAUGAUGAAUGUAAAAGGAGAUAUAAUAUAAAAUUAUGGAAAACAUUUACAGAUUGUUUUAAUUGUUUACCUGUUUGUGCAGUUAUAGAUGAAAAGAUUAUUUGUAUGCAUGGAGGACUAUCACCUGAAUUAACAAAUUUGGAAUAAAUACAUAGGAUAAUGAGACCAAUUGAAGUACCAGACACUGGAUUAUUGUGUGAUUUAUUAUGGUCAGAUCCUGAAAAAGAUUUAUAAGGAUGGCAAGGUUACUUAAUUAUCUCCUAUUUAUAUAGAUAAUGAGAGAGGUGUUUCUUAUAUUUUUGGACCUGAUAUUAUUGCAAGUUUCUUAAAAAAAAAUGAUAUGGAUCUAGUAUGUAGAGCACAUUAAGUUGUUGAAGAAGGUUAUGAAUUCUUUGCUAAAAGAUAAUUAGUUACUAUCUUCUCUGCACCAAAUUAUUGUGGUGAAUUUGAUAAUUCAGGUUAUUUAUAUUUUAUUAAUAUUAUUUUAGGAGCACUUAUGAGUGUAGAUGAAACCUUAAUGUGCUCAUUUUAAAUACUAAAAUCACAAGAUAAAAAAAAUGUUCCUUAAGCUAGACCAAGAACACCCAAAUACGUUAAUUGA
Paramecium sonneborni is the source of this 1056-nucleotide messenger RNA. The record is from the annotation of a GenBank genome assembly. NCBI's taxonomy places the organism in Eukaryota, Ciliophora, Oligohymenophorea, Peniculida, Parameciidae.